UGAUGGAUGGUUCUAGGUACUCAGGGUAUAUAAGAGGAGUGCUUGCCGCCGACAGAAGCGCAGACAGUUCGGUACAGCACACAGAAAAUGAUGAAAAUAGUUUUACUCGGCCUUAUGGCCGCAAUGGCAUAUGCAGCUCCCCCUAUGAGGGGUAUGGGUAUGGGCAUGGGUAUGGGAAUGCCACCUAUGAUGAUGCCACCCAUGAUGAUGGGCGGUAUGUUGCCACCUGAAGCUUUGGACAUGCUGAAGGACCUUAAACCAGACGACAUCAAAGAAGCCAUCAAAAAUAUGCCUCCACAAAUGAAGGACAUGAUGAAGGGAAUGGGAAUCUCUGAAGAUCAAAUCAACGAAGCCGUCAAAAGCCUCCCAGAAGAUUUAUCUCCUCUUGUUGAACAAAUGAAAGAAAAACUAGAAAAUCACCCAGAGGAAGUAGAAAAGGUCAUGGCCAAAGUUGAACUUCCAAGAGAAAUGCAAGGAAACAUGAAAGAAUCUGCUAUCGAUAUUCUCAAGAGACAAAUGCAAGACAUGGGCAUGGACAUCAAAGAAGACGAAGACAUGUCAUCUGUAAUGGACAAAGCAAAGACUGCCAUCUCAAAACAACUGAAAGAGGAGGGAUUCGAUAUCAAUGACCCAGAAGGUAUGCAAGCCAAGAUGAUGGCUGAGAUGAGAAAAAUCACCAACGCAAAACCUGAUGAGAGUGACGAGGAAGUCAAGAUCAAAGUCGCCAAGGAUCUCCUCUCACAAAUGAAAAGAGAUGGACAUGAUGUCAACCCAGAAAACCCACAAGAAUCAAUGGAGAAAUUGAAAACCGAAUUGACAAGCCAACUGAAAGCCAUGGACAUUGAAGUUGACGCUGAAGACAUGAAAGCCAAUGAUUUCAAAGCCAUUUUACAGAAACUUGUUUCCAGUGGAAAAGUCGGAAAUCCAAUGCAUUUAAUGAUGUCUGCUAUGGCCACUUUCAGCAGCGGAGAAAUCCCACACGGAGGUCCAAUGCCACCACCAAUGAUGAUGCCACAAGAAAUGCCACACCCACAAGGAGGAUACAGAAUGCAGCCACUUAACUCAUACGUUGAAGGUGCCGAGGAUGCUUUGGUUCAUGUGUUCGGAGAUGAUGAUGAUGUUAUCCAGAAUCUGAUGGAGAUCAAAGCCGGAGCAAUGAGAGGCGUCCUCCCAGAACAAGCACUCUUCAGACUGAUGAAAGACCUAAUGCACUACCGUCUCGAGGCCCGUGUUCUCAUUGCCCAGAACAGAAUCCUAGAAGAGAAAGUAGCUGCAUCCCAAUUCCAUGCCAUGCCACCAUUUGCCAGAAGCCCAUUCGGUCUGAGAGUUCUUGGAUGUAGCCACCACCGCCAUUAAACGGGCGAUACAAACUGCUGCUGCUCUAGAAUCUGUGUUCCACUCUAUGCUUUGUUUUGAUACCAAUAAACAUCAGAUUUCAAAAUCUUACUGUCAAACAUUA
Mytilus trossulus (common blue mussel) is the source of this 1459-nucleotide messenger RNA. RefSeq lists its product as uncharacterized. The coding region runs from base 88 to 1356 and encodes 422 amino acids. Lineage: Eukaryota; Metazoa; Mollusca; Bivalvia; Mytilida; Mytilidae. The transcript has 17 exons. The record is from RefSeq and is a predicted model, not a curated record.